This is a messenger RNA of Anoplopoma fimbria (sablefish), 1047 nucleotides long. RefSeq names its product POU class 4 homeobox 4 (gene pou4f4). NCBI's taxonomy places the organism in Eukaryota, Metazoa, Chordata, Actinopteri, Perciformes, Anoplopomatidae. Gene Ontology annotation, molecular function: RNA polymerase II cis-regulatory region sequence-specific DNA binding; DNA-binding transcription factor activity, RNA polymerase II-specific. Gene Ontology annotation, biological process: regulation of transcription by RNA polymerase II. The record is from RefSeq and is a predicted model, not a curated record.
AUGAUGUCGAUGAACAGCAAGCAGCCUUUCAGUAUGCACCCCAUCCUGCAUGAACCCAAGUACACUCCUCUGCACUCCAGCUCGGAGGCGAUCCGCAGGGCCUGCCUGCCCACCCCAUCGCUCCAGGGGAACAUCUUUGCAGGCUUCGAUGAGACUCUUCUGCAGAGGGCCGAGGCUCUGGCCGCCGUGGACAUCGUGGCCCAGAAGAACCACCUCAAACCCGACGCCACCUACCACACCAUGACCACCAUGACCAGCAUGGCCUGCACCCCCACCUCCUCCUCUGCUCACCUGCACCACCCAUCCGUGCUCACCUCCCACCACCACCCUGGGCACCACCAGUCGGCCCAGGGUCUGGAUGGAGACCUUCUGGACCAUCUCACACCAGGCAUCUCCUUGGGAGGCAUGGCCGGCUCGGACGUCUGCUCCUCGGCCUCCCACAACGUCCACGCAGCCCACAUGUCCGCCAUCAACCACAUGCAGCACCAUCACCACCACCACCAGCAGUCCAUGAACAUGCACCAACAUGCGCUCUCCCACGCCUCCCUUGGGGGUGGAGGUCUGGACUCGGAGCCAGAUCCUCGGGAGCUGGAGUCGUUCGCAGAGAGGUUCAAGCAGAGGAGGAUCAAGCUCGGGGUGACCCAGGCGGACGUGGGUUCUGCUCUGGCCAACCUGAAGAUCCCCGGGGUGGGCUGCCUGAGCCAGAGCACCAUCUGCAGGUUCGAGUCCCUCACCCUGUCGCACAACAACAUGGUGGCCCUCAAACCCAUCCUGGAGGCCUGGCUGGAGGAGGCAGAACGGGCACAGAGGGAGAAGAUGUCCAAACCGGAGAUCUUCAACGGAGGAGACAAGAAGAGGAAACGGACCUCCAUCGCAGCCCCGGAGAAGCGAUCCCUGGAGGCCUACUUCGCAGUGCAGCCGAGGCCCUCGUCGGAGAAGAUCGCAGCCAUCGCAGAGAAGCUGGACCUGAAGAAGAACGUGGUCCGGGUCUGGUUCUGCAACCAGAGGCAGAAGCAGAAACGAAUGAAGUUUUCUGCGACGCACUGA